AUGGAUGUAGACACGCCACAACAACACGGCGUCUUGGAAACAGUACACGAUCAUCGAAAGUUGGUGGCGUUUGUACGCUUCGGGUCUCGAAAGAGCUGGUAUCAAGGAACCAGGAAGACACCGCCACUCUCCACUCAGAACGCAAUGCGUUCGACACCAUCGCUGUGGACGCUGGUCGUCCUCUUCUGCAUCCUGCUUUUCCAGACUCAAGCUUCACCUACACCCAAUGCCAUCGACGAUGACACCUACGAUUCACAUCAAGCAUCCCAGAGAACUCCUUCGAAGCGAAUGGUGCCAGAUUUGGGCGGUAACGGAGGAUCAUUGAUGCCCACGAUCCCUGGUAUGGGCAGCGGAGGAGGAACACUCAUGUCCAUGAUCCCUGGAAUGGGCGACGGCGGAGGUGGAGUAGUAGGUGGUGGUGGACCUCUUAGCGAGAUGAUGUCUAUGAUCCCUGGUAUGGGAGGAGGAGUUGGAGGCGGGCUGGGCAGUAUGAUCCCUGGUCUCGAAGGCAUGAUGGGUAGAGGUGGAGGAGACGCCAGUGGAGCUGGAAUUGGAGGAGCAGGUGGUGGCGCUGCUGGAGGUGCAUCCGAAGCUGGAGCUACCGGAGGUGCCAGUCCAGGCUCUGCUGGACAGUCGGGCGGCAGCGUCCUGAAACGAGACGGUUCUCGCUUUUCGAAGCUCACGAAGAAAUCGUCAAUGAUAGCCGGCGGUAGCGCUGGUGGCAAUGUAGGAGGAGCUUCUCCCAUGGCUGGAGGUGGCAGCGGAGCUUCCAGUGCAGGCGCAUCCUCUCCGAUGGCCGGCGGUACCAACAAGGCUGUCCCUUCUCCCCCUUCGAGCGGUGUAUCUAGCAGCGUUGUUGGCGGCGGCGAGGCAGCCGGCUCUCAAAUCUCAAGCAGCGCCAGCACCGGCGAUCAGACCGACGGCUUGAUGAACGACAUCAAGCAGAAGCACGACAGAUUCAUCCAAGUGAUGCAUGACCUUGCAUGCAGUCAUCAAAGGUUCGCCGACGUAAUUCGAAAGCUAGGUGCUGGAGAUAUGGGUAAGAUGUUCCCUGCACUCAAGCAGUUCAGCUGCGCUCAAGGCGGCCAAGCUGGCAGUGCUGCCGCUGGCGGUGCUGCUGCUGGAGAAUCGGUGACGGGAGAAGGUGCGGGUGUCAGCGCAUCUACUGGAGCCACCGGCGGAGAGGGAGCUGGAGAAAACUUCGGUGAUGCUGCUGGCGGAACAGAAGGUGGAGGUAUGGCUGGUGGUGCAACCGGAGGAGCGAAUGCUGGAGGAAUGCCUGUAGGAAUGACUGGCGGUGCAGCUGAAGCAGCGGGAGCGGGGGGUAUGUCUGGCGGUGCAACCGGAGGAGCGAGUGCUGCAGGAAUGCCUGGAGGUGCAGCUGGAGGAGCAGAAACAGCCGGUCUCGGUGGCGCUGGAAUUUCUGGUACCAGUGCUGGUGCUGCCGGAGCAGGAGGAGCCUACCAACCUGCAGCUGGUGGAGCAGAAACUGGGGCAACGUUCGGCGGUGCAGCUGGCGCAGAUCCUCCUGCUCCAGCUCGUCGAGGCAUGGUCAAACGAUCCGCUCAGCCCAUCAAUUCCGGCGACACUACUGGCAGUAGCGACGAUGGAAAGGUAGCCGGUCUACCUUCCGUCAGUCACGAACAGAUGAAAGCGCUUCUCGAGGCACUCGACAUGCGCAAAGACGGUCAAAAUGCCCGCAGCAACGGUGACGGAACGGGUGAGUAG
Molecule: messenger RNA, 1728 nt
Organism: Pseudozyma hubeiensis SY62
Lineage: Eukaryota; Fungi; Basidiomycota; Ustilaginomycetes; Ustilaginales; Ustilaginaceae
Exons: 2
Coding region: 1-1728 (575 amino acids)
Source: RefSeq, a predicted model, not a curated record